CCAACAAAGAAAAAUAUAUUUGUAGUGGUGUUGGUGCAAUUUUUUAGAUGACGUUCUACAGCUAACAGGCUGACUACACCGCUUGCGUCGCGUGCAUAAAUGUAGAAAUCUAUAUUCAAUUAUUGCACCCACACUGCCAACGAGCGUCUGCAUUGCCAAGGGCUAAAAUAGAAGUCAGUUCUAUUUCUGACGCAGAUCGCGCUGCAAGUCCUGCCUCUCCCAUCUCCUCAUUGGUUUAUAGAAGCAGGUACCCACGUGCCAUCUCCUCAUUAACAGGCAAUCUAGCUGACAAUUGGAAACGUUUCAAGCAGAGAUUCAACAUAUACCUGUUACCCAGCAGCCAGUGGUGCAGGAGGAGAUGAUGACAAAUUGAAAGCUUCCAUUUUUCUGCAUGUUAUUGGAGAGGAUGCAUUGGACAUUUACAAUAGCUUUCAGCAAGAAGAGGCAAACUUGACAUUGACUGUGCUAAUGGAUAAAUUUGAGGAGUACUUUGUACCAAGCCAGAACGUCACGUUUGAGAGAUACAAGUUUUUCUCUCAUUUUUAUUUUUUUUAUUUCACCUUUAUUUAACCAGGUAGGCUAGUUGAGAACAAGUUCUCAUUUGCAACUGCGACCUGGCCAAGAUAAAGCAUAGCAGUGUGAACAGACAACAACACAGAGUUACACAUGGAGUAAACAAUAAACAAGUCAAUAACAUGGUAGAAAAAAGAGAAUCUAUAUACAAUGUGUGCAAAAGGCAUGAUCAGAAUGAUCAGAAACAGGGACUCAGUUUUGACCAGUAUUUGGCUGAGCUGAACACACUGAGUAAAACGUGUGAAUUCGAAAAUCUGAAAGACUCACUAGUGAAAGACAGGAUAGUCUGUGGAAUACUUGAUAAUGGACUCAAGGAGAGAUUGCUGCGUGAGCAAGAUUUAACUUUGGAUAAAGCAGUGAAUAUGUGUGGACCAACUGAAACCACCAGAGCACAAGCUAAAGAGCUGUGCAGGGAUUAGACGCCAGUGUAUUCAAUAAAAAGAGAGGAGCACAACACACAACGCCUUACAAAACAAAAACAAGCAAAAGAGAGAAAUCAAAACACUACAUGUGGAAAAUGUGGAUUUAUCCACAAGCCAAAAAAAUGCCCAGCAUAUGGCAAAUCAUGUAACAACUGUGGGAAAAAUAACAUGAAAAAGCUAGCUUGGAGUACAUUUUAGACCAUGUUUAGUUUUUAGCAUCGUUUUUUUAUUUUUUAUGACUACAGUUAAAACGUAUUGGAAACAGGUUAGGACAUGAUAGAAUUGCAAACGGAAUGUGUAAUUUUUCAGGUAGUGUAAAGUCAAAUAAGCCCAACCCUUAAGGUGAGCCUCCUGUAGAAAACUGGGACAAAAGAAACUGGACUGACAUUGAGCAUUUGUGGGCCACAAAGAGACAAAGAAAACCAGACAUUUCAACCUGAAGUAAGUAAACUAGUUUUAAUAUCUUGUUGACAAGAAGAAGGUAAGGAAGUGCUGCUAUGAUACAGUAGACAUUUGUAAAUAGAAGGUGAUCUUUGGUUCAUUGGUCGUCUAAAAAAACAUACUUCAUAUAAUUAAAAUGCUUUUGUUGUUACAGCAUGUUAAAUGGAACAAACAUUUAAAAACUGCUUGCAUGGAUUUUUUUCUCCAUUGAACAUUCCAUACCAAUGAAGGCAUUUUAAUUUUAUUAAAAGUACCUUGGUCCUCCUUUUGUAUUUCUUAACUGUCAAAUACUCCUAUACUCCAAAUACGUGUUAUCUAAUAUACGGGGUAUCGUCGGACGGGGCCACAGUGUCUCCCGACCCCUCCUGUCUCAGCCUCCAGUAUUUAUGCUGCAAUAGUUUAUGUUGGGGGUCUAGGGUCAGUCUGUUUUAUUCAUUAGAAAUCUGGAGUAUUUCUCCUGUCUUAUCCGGUGUCCUGUGUGAAUUUAAGUAUGCUCUCUCUAAUUCUCUCUCUUUUUCUUUCUCUCUUUCUUUCUCUCGGAGGACCUGAGCCCUAGGACCAUGCCUCAGGACUACCUGGCCUGAUGACUCCUUGCUGUCCCCAAUCCACCUGGUCGUGCUGUUACUUCAGUUUCAACUGUUCUGCCUGUGGCUAUGGAACCCUGACCUGUUCACCGGACGUGCUACCUGUCCCAGACCUGCUGUUAUCAACUGUCCAGAGACAGCAGGAACGGUAGAGUAGACAACCAGUGAAGAGACAGAUGACUUCGUGCUGAGGUGUGACCUUUCCUGAGAGCAAAAUGGAGUCGUCUGAACACAGUGCUCAGUUCGUGGACAAGUACAGGUCCGAUCUCAUUCAGAGGGUCACCAUGGUGAUGCCUAUAGCUGAAGACCUACUCUCUCAGAACAUGAUCCAUGAAGAGGUGUACUCCAACAUCAGUGCUGCCAGGACUAAUCAGGACAAAAUGAGGGAGCUCUUUACAGCCCUCCACUCUGGAGGAAACAAAGUGAAAUCUACCUUUCUCUCCAUGCUGAGGGAGCAUGAACCUAAUCUGGUCCAGGACUUGGAAUUCCACAUCAAACAAGGAGAUCAACGAGAGAACAAUAGCACAAUACGCCUAAACUACAAGGAAUUCAUCAGAGGUGAAUAUGCCACAGUGCAGGAGUACAACUCUCUCCCUGGAGAACAUGUGAAGCUAGAUGACCGUUACACUGAGCCCCUGAUCAUCCAGAAACACCGUCAGCAGAGAGAGAGAGAGGAGGAGAUCCGCUCCAGAGGACAGAACUUUUAUCAAGUCAUGGACCAGAGGGACAGCGAGACCUACAAGAGUACCAAAGUGGAGAGGCUGUUUGAUCCAGACGAGCAUGGAGACAUUCAGAGAACAGUGAUACUGCAGGGCCACUCUGGAACUGGCAAGUCAUUUACCACACAGAAGAUCAUGUCUGACUGGGCGUUUGGAAGACUUUACGAAGACCGAUUUGACUUUGUUUUUCACCUGAGGUGCAGAGAACUGAACAAGGCCACUGGAAAUAAAAGUGUGAUAGAUCUGCUGAACUACAAUCAAAGUUCAUCAUCAAUGAUCAAGCACGUCCUCUGCCAGUCUCCUGAGAGGGUUCUCUUCCUGGUAGACGGCUUUGAUGAGCUCAAAUUCUCACUUGAUGUACCUAAAGACUCCCUUCCCAGGGACCUGUGGACACAAUGCUCCCCUGAAGUGACACUGAGUGGUCUGAUACGGAGACAGAUCUUGCCCGAGUCCUUCAUGCUUGUUACCACCAGGUCCACAGCGUUGGAAAAACUAAAAGUGGUCAAACAUCCAGUGAGAUACGCUGAGAUAUUGGGCUUUUCUGAGGAAGGCGUGAAGGUCUACUUUGAGAAGUUCUUCAAACAGAAGCAACACUCACAUCAAGCCUAUGACUCUGUGAGGAAAAAUGAAACCCUUUUCACCGCAUGUUUCAUUCCAGUCAUCUGCUGGAUCAUUUGCACAGUUUAUAGGGAGCAGUUUGAUGAAGGCACAGAGAUGAUACAAUCACUGGAGACCACCACCUCCAUCUUUGUUGAAUUUGUUGACACUCUGUUGAAGCACCACUGUCAGGAUUUGGGUCAGUCAGCUCUUACCAUCCUCCAAGGACUAGGCAAGCUGGCAGAAAAGGGAAUGGAAGAGCAGCAAGUGUUAUUUGACCAUGAUAGUGUGUCACAGACCGUGUCAGAUCCUUCCAAAGUCCCAUUCUUGUGUAAGGUUCUCCAGAAGAAGAGAGUAAGUCAGACCACUAUGUACAGCUUCAUGCACCUCAGCUUCCAGGAGUUUUUCACAGCCCUCUCAUACGUGUUACUGGGUGAUGAGGAAGCUCAGGGGAAAGUUAGAGAGCUACUUUCUAAGGUUCGACGUGGACCGUACCCCUUUCACCCCCUACCCUUUCACCUCCUACCCUUUCACCUCCUACCCAUUGUUCAAUUUCUCUUUGGCAUCUUAAACAAGGACGUUGUAAAACGACUGGAGGAAAAACACAUCUCUUGUUCUCAAGGAAUCUGGACCCAGCUCAAACAUUUUAUUCUGGAAGUCAUUGAAAAAGGAAAGGAGGAUCAAAUCGUUAGACGUACAAUGCAGCUUUUCACAUUUCAUUGUCUAUAUGAGCUGCAUGCAGAUGAUUUUGUUAAAGAAGCCAUGGACACAUACACAGACAUUAAUAUGUCAGGAAGUCCCCUGAAGAAAACAGACUGUUGGGUGUUGAUGUAUUGUCUUCAGCAUUGCAAGUCCAUCGAAUGUCUUGAACUGAGUGGGUGCAAUUUAACUGCAGAGAGCAUGAAAAUCCUUCUGCCAGCAUUGCAGAAAUGUAAAGCUCUUGUGUUGGAGGUGGACGACCUAGCCGAUGAUGAUUUAGAUGAUCUGUUGACAGCGCUGGGAGAAGGAAAGAGUUUGGAGCUGGAUCUGAGUGAGAACAACUUCUCUGAUGAGAAAGUACAGGACUUGCUUGUUGCUCUCACUAAACACAAACCCAGAAACGUUGAAAUUGGAGUGAAGUCCAUCACCAGCAAUACAGCUGACAAAUUCAUGUUCCUCAUCAGUAAGGCACAUGCAGACUUGGAUCUGAUAAAGCUUCAUAGUUGUGGGAAUGUUUUUUUGAGUGGCCAGCUACAGAAAGAUGGAGUACGAGCCCCCCAAAUUGUUCUUUGGAUAAAAGUGCCAGAGAUGAAAAUGAUCUGUGACUCCAUCAGAACAUCUGGCUACCGUUUGACUGGAGUGCAGUUGAGAGUGAGUCGUUGGGCUGACAAGUACGCAUUACCCUACCCUACAGACAAUUGGAGGGUAACGCCAGAGUGGGAUGAGCAUGCUGACGAACUGAUCUCGCUGCUACACUCUCAAACCUCUCUGGAGGGAAUAGAUCUGUUGGUGAGCAGCUUGACAGAGAGGUGUGCUGCCAGUAUAGUCAGUCUGAGCCAGGCCUGUUUCAACCUGAAGGACAUAAUCCUUCAAGUAAACGGUUUCUUAUUGGAGGAAGGAAUACAAUGCUUACGUGAAUCGAAGAGGCGCCCAGAUUGCCAGUUACUUCUCUUGGGGAGGAGAUGCACGAAGCUUGCUGACCAGUGCUCUGAGGAGAAGGACAUGAGGCUCAGUUGUAAUGACAACGUUUUACUCGCUCUACAUGGAGAAUCAUUCAUAGAGAUUGUGUUAAGGCAUGGGAACGAAAGCGGUAUUGAUGACACAUGGAAUGGGAACGAAAGCGAUAGUGAUGGCACGGGGAAUGGGAACGAAAGCGAUAGUGAUGGCACGGGGAAUGGGAACGAAAGCGAUAGUGAUGGCACGGGGAAUGAAAACGAUAGUGAUGCCACGGGGAAUGGGAAAGAAAGCAAUAGACCUAGAGAUGAUAUAAAGUGUAAAGGGUGUUGUGUUGUUGGAUAGUGACCAUGAUGAAGACAACAGAGAUGGUAUAAGAAUUAUAACAAGAGGACAAAGACAACAGAGAUUGUGAGAAAUACAGCAUACAAGAGACGGAGGACAAAGACAAGUGUGAAGAUACAUACCUUUGAUCCUAAUACCACUUAGAUUUGUACUGAUACUAACUAUACAUACUGGAAAUGUUUUUGGGGUGGUAAUUUCAAAAUGUAACUUUUGACUUUAGAAAGACUACAAGAUUAAGCCAAAUGAACUGAACGUAUCUUACCUGUAUUGUAGUCUUUAUGGGAAUGGUUCUCACUAUUAACAAUGUAAUAUGCUGUAUUGUUAAAUAUUAUAUGUACAUUUCUGUGUAUCUCUAUAUAUGCACCACUAUACAUGCCAAUGUGAACUUUACCACUGCAGUACUUCCUUCACUGUAUAAUAUUUUACCCCCAUUCAUUUAUUACCACCAUACUUAUGUAUAUUCUUGAUAUUAUUAUUUUUUAAUUAAAUACUUUAUUACAUGUAAUUGUUCAUACUAUAUAUGUUGUGUUUAUACUGUUUGUGUAAAUGAUUAUUUCUACAUUCUGUCUGUUUAUUGAAAGGCAUUGUCAGCACCAUUUCACCAGGUCAAAUCCCCGGUACAUGUAAAUGUACUUGGUGAGUAAAGGUGGUUGUGAUUCUGAGAGUUUAAGUGCAGGAGACAAGCAGCAUUUCUCUGAACCUCUCGUAUUCCCUGGGUUUCUGCUUGUGUUCCUCUGUGGCUCAGUUGGUAGAGCUUGGAGCUUGCAGUGCCAGGACAGUGGGUUUGAUUCCCAUGACCACCUGAAAGUUAAAUGUAUGCGUGACUAAAAAUUGCUUUGGAUAAAAGUGUCUGCCACUUUUCAAGGUGGUUCAGUGUGUCCACUAGUCCGGGGCCAAACUUGGAAGAAUAUUCUCAGAUUUUGAUCCUACUUGUGUUCGAUGUAAAACGGAAUCAGCAACACUGUUUCAUAUGUUUUGGGACUGUCAUAAACUGUCAGGUUGGAAUUAACAUUUAAAUGUUUCUCUGAUAUGGCACUGUCAUAGAUCCGUCUCCCCUUACAGCCCUUUUUGGAGUACUACCCAUAGGCAACCAUCUUUAUACCACCCUUUUAGCUAGAUGGCUAGUACUCCAGAACUGGAAGAUGGUGGUUCCCCCAUCUUAUAAAUAAGACAUUACAUUGAGUACACGUGGGAACUCCAUACUGUUUUAUGAAACUUAGGCUCCAUACCGGUCUUACUAUAAACAGUCCACCUUCUGAUGGCAUUCUUAUUAAAACGAAAUAAAUAUCUAUUUGACUUCCCUCUUGUCAUGGUUCCACCUGUCACCAGAGGGCGCCAGAGACCGUCCUGGAGACAUUAAUGACAUUCAGGUGUGUCCUAUUACUCAUUAUGAAUUCUGAAUUGUUUACCGUGUACGUUUGUUUCCUGAGAGAGUUUUUGUGAUCCUUCGGCUACCGUAUCUCAGUAAAGUAUUAAGUAUUAUGUUCAUCCAUAACCACUGAUUCCUCAUCUCAUCUUCUCUGCACCUGGGUCCAACCUCACCACAUUACACCUCUGACUUACUAGUUUAUUUUUUUGGUGGGGUUAGGCCUUGAGAUUGGUGAUGUGUGUCCAUCAAUGCUUAAAGAAUGUAACUUAUGCCUCUUGCCCCGUCAGACCCUAAAAAGUAUGCUUAAUGCUUUUUUUUUUAAACACCAUUGUAAACUUAAAUUCUGGUCCAGUUGAUGGUCAGUCUUUGUGGUCAUGACUGUCUGUGAAUGUGAGUGGCUGCAUUUCUCCAUCCCCACCCCUCGGCUGAUUACAGGAACAGUGGCAGGGUGUUCGCUAUGUUCUUGUUUGAACUACAGCUUUAACCUUCGUGCCCUUCUGCCCUGUGUGUAUUUAACUUGUCUAAAGUAAGGUAUCUUUAUACUUAAAAAAAAAAAUUGAGUAUAUUAUUAAUAUUGUUUACACUGUGUUGUCUAAUUGUGUGUAAAACUGAAUAAACAGAGUAAAAAAAAGUUGCAGAUGUAUUGAAUGAACGAAUAAUUAACCAAUAAACUCUU
Messenger RNA from Salvelinus fontinalis (brook trout), 7379 nucleotides. Its product is annotated as NACHT, LRR and PYD domains-containing protein 1 homolog. The transcript has 13 exons. Gene Ontology annotation, biological process: innate immune response; regulation of apoptotic process; inflammatory response. The record is from RefSeq and is a predicted model, not a curated record. Gene Ontology annotation, cellular component: cytoplasm. Lineage: Eukaryota; Metazoa; Chordata; Actinopteri; Salmoniformes; Salmonidae. The coding region runs from base 2236 to 5334 and encodes 1032 amino acids.